Messenger RNA from Rhopilema esculentum, 5917 nucleotides. RefSeq names its product SWI/SNF-related matrix-associated actin-dependent regulator of chromatin subfamily A containing DEAD/H box 1 homolog. Lineage: Eukaryota; Metazoa; Cnidaria; Scyphozoa; Rhizostomeae; Rhizostomatidae. Gene Ontology annotation, molecular function: ATP binding. The record is from RefSeq and is a predicted model, not a curated record.
CAAUGGAUCAUAAUGGCGCGAAAAGCGUUCAGCCAUUAUUGUUAUGUAAAAUUGCUUCUUUGCUUUAGAAACUUUUAUUCAAGGAAAUGCUUAACUUCAAUCGCUUUAAGUAUCGGAGUAAAGCCCCUCUAGAUUUCUUAUCAAGAAGACAGAAAGAAACUUUUCCUGCUGAUUCACAAAAAGAGGUUCGUAAUAACAGCAAAUUGUCAGAAGCAAGUGAAGUAAAUAACGAUGAUAAUUUCAAGACCAGGCCUAGGCAUAUCACCGAUUUGAAGUAUGACGGUGAAGAAUGCCAACAUGAAAUAGUUAGAGAGCACGAAGGAAAAGUUCCCGGAAAAGGUGAAUGCGAUAGAAAUGUCAGCUCGUCAUUGAAAGAGACAAGAGAAUCCGACGAAAAUACCAUGAAAAAAUUCAAAGUUUACACUAACCAGAGAGAAAAUUCAGAUAGUAUAAUUCCUUCUGGAAGUGCGAAUCAUUCUGGGACUUUAUUGGACGAGGGUCACAUUUUAAAAGGAAAAGUUUUCACCGCAGAAGAAAAACUACGGAGAAUGCUUUCGAAUGGGCCAAAGAAUUGUUCAUCUUUGGCCAAAGAUUGUUUAGCGGGUACUAAGAAAGACACCAAAGAAAACGAUGAUGAGUUUGGACGGAAAAGAAAAGAGCCCUAUAAAGACACAAGUCAAAAAAGACAAAAUCACAGUUCUUUUUUUGACACUGUGAAGGUUGAUUCCUAUAAAGUUGAGAAAAAGAGUCCUUGUUCUUAUGAGUCUUUUGUCCCUAAAGCUAAACGGAAAAGGGUUUUUUUGUUAGAAGAUAGCGAUGAGGAUAUUGAAACAAAUAAUAAACCAAGAAGUCCGAAAACUUCUAGUCUUAAAAACGUAAAAGGAAAGUUUAUUGCUGAAGAAUGUGAAGAAGAUAGCCGUAAUAUUGAGAAGCUAAGAGAAAUUUACUCACAUUUAUCCAUAUCUGAAGCCAAGGAAGCUCUAGAUCUUGCAGGUGGUUUGACAGAUGCUAUACUUAAUCUUGCAAAAACUCUGGAUAUCAAAGAAAAAGAUUCAUCUUCAAAGAAAGAAAAAGAUUCAUUAUCAAGAAAAGGUGCAGACUCACUGCAAAAGACUGAAAACAACGUUUUACUGAAAAAAGAAAAGGCAGCAAAAGCUAAUAGUCCAAAGGUGAUUGAACUGGAUGAAGAAGACAGAUCAAGUUCCAUCAAAUCUGAAGAACUGAACAUAGCAUCUCGAGAUAUUGAGGAUGAAGCAUAUGAUACUACGGAAGAAACUGAUGAAUCCAGUUGUGAAAUGACACAGCAGGAGCUUUGUGUUCUUUCAUUUUUCCAAGAUGCAUCAUUGGCUGAUAUUGGGACAGUCCCUGGUUUAUCAGAGAAGAAAGCUUCCAUGAUAAUUGAACAAAGGCCAUUUGAGGACUACAAUGACUUGAUUGCCAAACUGUCAUCACACAAAGGAAUUAGUGAGAAGGUUGUUGAAAAUGUCAUAGAUUUUAUAAAUCAGCAAGCUAUGGUUGACGAGUUGAUGCAAGAAUGUCAAAAGAUUGCAACUAGAAUUACCAGCGCAAUCAAGAAUGUGGCAAAUUUUAGAGAGGAUGGUGACACAACAGACCUUGAUUUCGAAGAUCAUGCCCUCUUUUCAAAACAGCCAGCAAUCUUGAACUCGAGUCAUCAAUUGAAGCACUACCAACUAUCCGGAUUAAACUGGCUCAUUGCAUUGCACAAGGAGGGGGUGAACGGAAUUCUGGCUGAUCAAAUGGGUCUAGGCAAGACAAUCCAAGCACUUGCUUUUAUCGGGUACCUGAUUGAGACGGGGAACUCUGGACCGCAUGUUAUUAUCGUACCAAGCUCGACCUUCGACAACUGGGUACGUGAGAUCGAAACAUGGCUACCAUCGGUCAGUUACUUACAAUACAAGGGGUCACAGGAUGAGAGACGCUCAUUGCGUGAGGAGAUCUUGUACGGGGAAGAGGAGUAUAACAUUAUAAUUUCCACAUACAACAUAGCGAUUAGCACACCAAAGGACAGGUCUUUAUUUAGAAAGCUGGAGUCUCACUACGUCAUACUGGAUGAGGGCCACAUGCUGAAGAACGUCAAGUCUAAUAGAUAUAAAUACCUCAUGGAUAUACGGGCCUCAAGGCGACUGUUAUUAACUGGGACCCCAGUGCAGAAUAAUCUUUUAGAGAUGAUGUCCUUGCUAAGUUUUCUUAUGCCUGACUUGUUUGCUGAUCGUUUGAAUGGUAUUUCCAUGCUUUUUGGAGCAAAAGCAAAAUAUCAUGGGAAAAUUAUCAACACAGCCAAGCAGAUUUUAAAGCCGUUUAUCCUAAAAAGAACAAAAGACACGGUACUGAAAGAUCUUCCAAAGAAAAUUGAAAAGCUGCUCUACUGUGAAAUGACCGAUCAUCAGAAAUCCAUGUACAAGUCAUUGAUGGCAAAAUGUAAAAAGUUAGCAGCUGACGACUAUUCCACGGCGGUUGCUGUCUUCAUGCAACUAAGAAAGGUUGCGGACCAUCCAUUACUGGAACGAAGCCUUUAUAAUGACGAAAACCUUAGAAAGAUGGCCACAGAUUACAUCAAACAAUAUGAAAAUCGAGAAUCGUGUUUCGAAUAUGUAUUAGAGGACAUGGAAGUUAUGUCAGACUUUGAGCUGCACAUUUUAUGCCGUGAAAAAUACUACCUCAACAAGCAUUGUCUACCAACCGAGGCAAUUCUGAACUCAGGGAAAUUCAAGCAGCUAGAUGAACUACUUCCGCAAAUGAAAUCAAAGGAUAGUCGUGUAUUGAUAUUCAGCCAGUUUACCAUGCUGCUUGACAUUCUGGAGACGUAUUUGAAACAUCAGAAUCACAGAUACUUACGUCUUGAUGGGCAAACACCGGUAUCGUCAAGGCAGUCUUUAAUCGAUGAAUACAACAGUAACAGAGAAAUAUUUGUUUUUCUCCUCUCAACUCGUGCUGGUGGACUGGGUAUAAAUCUGACGUCAGCAGAUACAGUCAUAAUGCAUGACAUCGACUUCAAUCCGGCAAUAGACAAACAAGCUGAAGACAGGUGUCAUAGAGUUGGACAGACAAGAGAUGUCACCAUAUACAAGUUGAUUUCAAAAGACACAAUUGAAGAGGCAAUGCUUGAAUGUGCUAACAGAAAAUUGAAACUGGGAAAGGUCGCUGAGAAUCUGGAAGUUGAUGAUUCAACCUCUGCAGAUGUCAUCAAGUACUUAAUGGCAAAUAUUUCGUGCUGAAAACCUGAAGUUAUAAUCGAUUACAAUUGUACCGACUUGCAAUUUUCAAGAGGUUUGUCGGCAAUGCUAUUUCAAAUUUUGUUUCAAGCAAACAAGGAGUUUGCUUUUGACAUGUCUCUCAUUCCGAAGUUAUUGCAGUGUACAUGUGAAAGCCGUUUUCAAGAAUUCAUGAUUUCUCUCACUACUUGAAUACCCUAUUAACUUUCAUGAAAAUAUGCCUUCUAAGCAAUUUCUUACAAAGUUUUGUUUAUCGCAGAAGUUUUUGUUGACUUUUGUUGUUUUUAAUUGUAGUUUUUAAAGUCGAACUUCAAUCGCUGUGUAAAUUUCUAUGCGCUACCCCCCCCCCCCCUCAUAAAUGUAUCUUCCUUAAAGAUUUGCAAAUUAUAAUACUGCUAUUUUAAAGUGAAUUUUCAGGUGUAUUUAAAAAAGUUACCAAAUGUAAUGGCUAAUGUUAUUGCUAUAAACCAAAAAAAUUACGUAAGAGUUUUAUUUAAUGUUUCGUUAGAUUUUAAAGACUCAAAAACAAUUUUCUAUGUAUUCAAAUGCUUAUAGUAUCUUAGAGGGUCAAAAAAAUAAAGCCUAAAAGCCGAGUUAUGCAACGAAACAAUAUUCAACAAGAAUUAUAAUAUGCCUUGAUUAAGUCUUGUUAGUAUUCCAAUGAAGAAUUUUCUCAAGAGUAAUCCUUUCACGUCGUCAUCUUUUUAUUUGAAUAUUCAUGUUCAAGUGAAUUAAUUCAAACUUGUUUGAUUUUAUUCCUGGCUUAGAGAAUAUUCAGGCAAUAGAAAUGUGGGUUCAAGGAUUUGCAAAGUACGAGUGUGCUCUUUUCCUGGUGUGUAAACACGGGAAUUAAUAUGAAUACCAGCGAAUAUUCUUCAGAUCUUUUAAGAAUAUUUUUACAGGAAAGAAUUACAGAAAGAGUAGCCCUAAGUGGCCAAAGUAGCUUCAGUUCGUCCCAGUUGUUGUUUUAAGGUCUUUGUCACCUCGAAGAAGGAUUAACUGUUGCACACAUUGCUGUUGUUUUCUCUGUUUAACAACAUGAAUGUAGUUUCUUCAACAUAUUAUUCUUUAAUUAUUUUUGCAUGUUAAAACUGAAAUGAUAUUCCAAAGACUAUAAAUACUACUUUAUUGACUAGAAUAUUAAAAGAAGUGGAAACGAUUGCUCUUUCAAAAAUUCUUCAUCGAACACAAGAUUAAAGCAAAGAAUAUUAUCAUUUAUGUUGAAUAUGCUUUCGUGUAACCUGGCUUUAAGGCCUGCUGCACCUUGAAGAGAAUUUUCCGGGCAUUAGUAAUUCUCAUUUGAUCUAUUGCCGAAAAUUUACAUAAUUGCCAUCGUUAUGUAAUUUUUCUCUUUGGUUGCCCACUAAACACUACGUUUAUGAUAAGGCUAACUCAACCUACAAUGAUUGGAAGAAAAUAAGAAAAAAACUAACUGGAAUCGUAUUUUACCAUUACGUUGCAGAAAGAGCUGAGAGACGCCAUUUUCAAUCAGCACAGCAAUCUAAUCGCAUAUAUAAACUGUUCUCAGUAUAGUUCUAUUCACUACACCAUUAUCUCUUUGAAAACAAGUUUAAGCUAUACCAAAAAUUCGGUAUAAAAAUUUUGUUCAAAGGAAAGUCCAAUUUAGUUGAAAUCCGAGAUUCAACUUUUCUUCACCCGCAAACGUAGACUCUAGCGAUGCUACCUCGAGAAAGCCAGUGAAAUAUCUUUACAAGAAAUUUUUAACGCCCCCAAAACCCGAUAUUAACCCCCCCCAACCCCCCCCCCCCCCACGACCUGUUGGAGGCGAGCUCAAGACCUCAAAUGCAUUUGAUGGUCCCGUGGCUUGACUUACGAGAUAUCAGCUUUAUUGGUCCCAUGGCUUGGCUUGACUUGCGUCUGUUUCAACAGCUUUCCUAUUUCCUAUAGGAUAUACUCUCUGAAUGUCGGUCCUGUCUACGCUAUUUCUUGAUGUCCUUAGAUAGCUUAAUUAAACACUCAGUCAUCGAAUGUGGCAGUAUUAUUCUAGAACCACAUAAGAGAGUAUUGCUUGUCAAGUCUAUCGACUUUUACCCUCGGAUUGGCUGAAAAGGCUUCAUGCCAGUGACAUGCAAAUAACUCAUUGUUACUUUAAGUUUCAUGCUAGUGCCAGUGCUCAGGUGAACUGAAAGUAUUGUUCUCAUGAAAAAGACACGAGACAGGUAGACUUGGAGGAUUGUCUUUUUGCGUUGCAUCGGUAUUAGGGCAAUUACAAUCUAAUAUAAUUGCUUCUAGCAUUGCAGAGUUUACUUUAAGUUCACUAUUCUGUCGUUAAACGAUGUAGAAUCCUCUUUCAUUCCUUGUCUAAUAUUUCAUCGUCACUUGAUCUGUUCCCUAAAAUGUUUUAUACGACUAUGUUUGACAAUAAAUAUAUCUCGUGGCCUUUUAAUUGAAUUAUCUUGGUUACUCUCCCCAAUGUAAGGCAAGCCUUACCCAUCUAGUCAAGAGUUAUUAGGAUAAAUUAGUGAGAGCGUUUUCCUGUUGUAUGUUAUAAACAUUUUUUUAAUUGAAUGUUAUAUAUUAGGAAAAAAUUUGAACAUUCGUCUGGAAAAAAUAUUAAUCUUAUUGGGUAAAACGGUAAAGCAAUAUUUACAAUUAUUUGAAUUUGCAUUAAUAAACUACUUUAAUGUUUUUAUGCUUCUAUUAAAUAUCAAAAUUUUGUUUUC